Molecule: messenger RNA, 951 nt
Organism: Nomascus leucogenys (northern white-cheeked gibbon)
Lineage: Eukaryota; Metazoa; Chordata; Mammalia; Primates; Hylobatidae
Product: cytokine receptor-like factor 2
Exons: 5
Coding region: 1-951 (316 amino acids)
Biological process (GO): cytokine-mediated signaling pathway
Cellular component (GO): external side of plasma membrane
Molecular function (GO): cytokine receptor activity; protein binding
Source: RefSeq, a predicted model, not a curated record
AUGAGGUCAGCCUGUCACAAUCAGCUCAGAGAGGAGGGAUGUCGCUUCUGUUAUUUGUUCUUCCCAGUGAAACCCAGUUUCCCAAAGCACGUGAGCUUUUCGUGGCAUCAGGACGCGGUGACGGUGAUGUGUUCUGACCUGUCCUAUGGGGAUCUCCUCUAUGAGGUUCAGUAUCGGAGCCCCUUCGACAUGGAGUGGCAGUCCAAACAGGAAAAUACCUGCAAUGUCACCAUAGAAAGCUUGGAUGCCAAGAAGUGUUACUCCUUCCAGGUCAGGGUGAAGGCUAUGGGGGAUGCAUAUGGGCCAGACACAUACCCAAGCGACUGGUCAGAGAUGACGUGCUGGCAGAGAGGCGAGAUUCGGGAUUCCUGCGCAGAGACACCAACGCCUCCCAAACCAAAGCUGUCCAAAUUUAUUUUAAUUUCCAGCCUGGCCAUCCUUCUGAUGGUGUCUCUCCUCCUUCUGUCUUUAUGGAAAUUAUGGAGAGUGAAGAAGUUUCUCAUGCCCAGCGUGCCAGACCCGAAAUCCAUCUUCCCCGGGCUCUUUGAGAUACACCAAGGGAACUUCCAGGAAAAUGGAAACGCAGCUGCGCCGUGGGCCCGGCCAGCGAGAGCUGGGGCUCCCUCCCUCUGUUUCCCAGCGGCUGCCGGGUGCAGGAGGCGCCUCCGGAAACUGACUUGGGUUAGGGGAGUUCAGAGGUUGCCCCAGCAGGCGCGGGACGCCGCCAGGGCGAAGGCUCGCCUUUGUGCGGGUUGGCUGUUUCCCGAGAGCCAUCAGGGUGGGAGGGGACGCCCAGGUCUGCGGCAAGGGCAGGCGUCUGGCCCCCACACCGUGUGCGGGGACGCUAGACUGGGCGGCCUGUGUCACUCUCGGCCUUGGCAACUUCUGGCCAAUCCGCCCUGCCCCUCUGGGUCCCGGCGGGCCCGCUGCGCCUCAGGCUCAAAGGGUUAA